Messenger RNA from Suillus paluster, 1095 nucleotides. RefSeq lists its product as uncharacterized. The transcript has 5 exons. The record is from RefSeq and is a predicted model, not a curated record. Bases 205 to 816 code for a protein of 203 amino acids. Lineage: Eukaryota; Fungi; Basidiomycota; Agaricomycetes; Boletales; Suillaceae.
AAGUUAUGCAAUGUGCUGAGGGGGUAGUCGUUAAUGCGAAGAUGGUUGUGAGCAUUAAACACCUACUGACAGGGAUGAACCGAAAUGUGGACGCGGUGGCAGUCGCAGUAACGGCCGUCAGCAGGCUAUUCCUCGGUGUUUUAUUAUUCCCGUGGUCACCGUGGUGUCGUUCAUUGGACCGGGGUGUCGGAUCUGUAGCAUUAGAUGGCGGAGUUAUGCCCCAAGGGUCUGUUUCAUUUGAAGGUACAUGCAGGGGGUCCAUUGCGUUGGAUGGUGGUGCCAUGCAUGAUGGGUUCGUUUCACUUUGAGGAAGGAGUGGCCACCCAAGAGGGGUCAGUGGUGUUCAAUGAUAGGCACCAUAUCGGGAUCAUAGUAGAGUUGGAUGACCUAGAGGACGACGGGCCGGUGGCGUUCGCUGGGCGGAGCGGCAUCGCGGAAUUUGUCGAGUCUCCUGAGGACACCGACGGAUUAGUCGAGAAAUUUUCCAGAUCCGGUGGGUUUCAGCAUGAGCGCUGCAUCCCGGGGGUUAUUAAAUGCGUUCACGAACGGUUGAAGGGGGAAACGACAAAGCGGAUAGUUUAUCCUCUUCAACUUUGCGGAUCCUAUAUAUGCACAGCUCCACCGCCUCUCGCGGAGUGGUUCCCAGACUUCCGAUACUCCGCACGACAUGCUGGAACAAGCCCUGGCAGUGCCUCAUGGAGUUUUGAGUGGAGGCCCCCAAACCUCCUCCGGAUCUUCCUUACGGAAGGAGCUUGUCGAAGAACAGCACCAGCAAGAUUGACUAAGAGCAGGCGGUCACAUCCGUAUUUGCAGUAGCAAUCAAGUGUGAUUCAAGUUGUGUACUGAGAUACCGCCGGUGGUGACCAUCUCCCUCUGAUCAUAAUCUGAAUCGCGACCCCGAGAAUGCGAAUGUGAAUCACAGUUGCGCGAUGAAGGCUGGCUCUGCAUCAUGUAGUUGUUGAAUGUGAGGGAGUCCGAAAAAAAGAAAUUAUUUGUACGUGAAGUAUGUCUCGUUAUCCCAAGAACUGAAGAUAUUCUUGGCGAAUUUAUGCAGGCCAUUAGUAUGUUGGGUGAUCCAAUCGGAGUGUCCUCAAG